Molecule: messenger RNA, 411 nt
Organism: Didymodactylos carnosus
Lineage: Eukaryota; Metazoa; Rotifera; Eurotatoria; Philodinida; Philodinidae
Source: the annotation of a GenBank genome assembly
AUGUGCUCUACAAUCGAGACACAUCAGAAAAAAGUUUUGGAACAAAAAGUUUCUGGCUCUGGACCUACCUAUACUGCACUAGAUUUCAUUAAAAAAACGAUUGAUGAAGUUAAUUGUGAAAAGUUAGAAAUAAAUGAAUGUCAACCUGAUGAGUAUCGUUGCGUAAAUGGUCGAUGUAUUCCAAAAACGUUUUUUGAUGAUGAUUAUAAAUAUCCAGAUUGUAUGGAUUACACAGAUGAAUGGUUCGGCAUGAAAUUACGUAGUGCAUGUUAUCUAUCUCCAUUAAGUGACUGUGAAGAACAUUUAUGUGAUUUUAAAGAGAUUUUUGCAUGUGGUGAUGGCAACUGUGUAAAUAGUGAAUCAGCAACACCACAGUGUGAAAAUGGACGGGACAUGCAAACAUUAUCAUGA